Closterium sp. NIES-65 is the source of this 816-nucleotide messenger RNA. Lineage: Eukaryota; Viridiplantae; Streptophyta; Zygnematophyceae; Desmidiales; Closteriaceae. The record is from the annotation of a GenBank genome assembly.
AUGGAGCAAUUCGCCACCGCUGCCACUGCUGCUGCCAAGGCCGCUGCUGCAAAAGCAGCUGGGAAAGCGGAUGUCAAGGCGGAUGGUGGUGCUAAUGGUGGUGAUAGUGGGGGUAGCUUGGCGCGCAGCAAAAGUGUGGUGCUGGUAAAGAAUCUGCCCUUCAAGGUGGAGGUUGGCGAGCUGGGGGUGAGGGCAGUGAGAGAGGGUUGUGAGGCGAGGUGGGAGGGAGGGGGGGGAGGGGGGGGGGAUUUGGGGGGGGGGGGGGGGGGGUCGGGGUUGGUGGAGAUGGCCGAUUCUGCUGAUGCCAAGAGGGCCUUCAAGGGCCUAGCUUAUAAGAAAUACCAGCAUGUUCCUCUGUACCUGGAAUGGGCACCAAAAGGAAUCCUCCUAGAACCCGCAACGCCAUCGAACGCGCCAACCACAACAGCAACAGCAACUUCUAGGGAAGCGGGUGGGGGGCCAGGAGAGGGAAGAGCAAGAGAAGAGAACGAGGGAGGCGAGAUGAAGAGUGUAAAGAAGCAGGGAGCAGUGGGGCUUUUGCCUGUGGUGAUGGAUGGGAAGGCGGCCAGGCGUGUGGCUGCUGAGGCGGAGACCGUGGGGGGAGUGGCAGGGAGAGAUGGGGGAGGAGAAGGAGGGGAAGGGCAUGCGGUGGAAGGGGAGGAGGAUGGGCAGGUGAGCCUAGCAAAAGGAGGAACAGAGGGGGGGGGGGGGGGGGGGGGGGGGGGGGGGGGGGGGGGGGGGGAGAGGGGGGAAGAGAGGGGGGGGAAGGGAGGGGUGGGGGUCUUGUGCUCAUAUAUGAAUGGAGAGAGCAGCUGA